AUGAGGCUGAGCCUGUGUCUUCUCCUGGUUGUUCUGGCUGUUAGUUGUUAUGAAGCUAAUGCUGGCAAGGUCUGUAAAGCUGUUGUGUUUGAAAGCCUGACCUUCAUACUAAGGAGUAGGGACGCCCUGGAGAAACUAUAUAGGACAUAUCCUGUGUCGGAAGAGGUUAUUCAAGCAAAACUGAAGGUGAAGGACUGUGUAGACAAAAUGAAAUAUGGAGACAGACUUACAGUAGCAGCAGUAUUGGCACAAAUUUUAAUUGAAUGUGGUGUGAAAGGAUGGGUGGAAGAACAUUUUCCUGGUAUCCCAUUGGGAAACUAG
Molecule: messenger RNA, 321 nt
Organism: Grammomys surdaster
Lineage: Eukaryota; Metazoa; Chordata; Mammalia; Rodentia; Muridae
Product: prostatic steroid-binding protein C1-like
Exons: 3
Coding region: 1-321 (106 amino acids)
Source: RefSeq, a predicted model, not a curated record